GCUGAUAUUGAGGAAAGCGAUAACUAUAUUAUAUAAAAUUAUCCAUAAAUUGAAAUAUGUCUCAAAUUUAGAAUGUUUAUCUUUUGAGGUGGCAGAAUUUGAAAAAUGAGUUAUUGGAUAUUAUCAUACUGAAACUAUCUCAAAUAAGGAUAUUGACAUAAAAUUAGUAUUAAAAUGUGCAGGCUAUAUUCUGAACCAAGAAGUAUCAUAAGUAUUGAUAUUUUACUUAGAUUUAUAAGGAUUCAUGUUACUUCUAAAAAUUAGAUUUGCUGAUUAGUUAAGGAAUGACUAUUUAAUUAAGUUAUUAAUAAAUAUAAUGAAUCGACAAUUCUAGCAGAACUGUCCUUUUAGAUAGCCAUACGCGGGACAGUGCGAUUUCAUAACAAAGUCUGAUAAUACUUUGGAUAAAGGGAAAGUUAAGCUAAUUUAACAAUCACCUUCAUUUGCAGAUUAUGUGAAUGGCUUGAAGGAGAGAGGAAAAAAAAAGAAUCAUAGACAUAAUACUGAAACGAUAAGAUGUCCUAUUCUUCCUAAGAUUGAGGCUGUCAUUCCAGAUCUCUAGACAAUGAAAUCACAUUUCGUUUUAAGUCUAAACAAGAGCACUACUAUUUCAUAACAUUCGUAAAGCUAUAUAUUAAAUUCCAAUCCAAAUACCCCUAGAUCCAAAAUUGGAAUUCCUAAUUCGAUUACUCGAAGAUCUUUGCCACCUUAAAAGUAAGUAAAACUAUCUCCAAUUACCCCCAAAAGUUCCUUUUGCGUUAAAUCGAACUUUGAGGAAGACGAUGGAAUCUUUCUAACUAAAAUAGGUGGCGAGGAGGUCAUUAAGGAAAUAGCAAUAUUAUUUCAUCAACACUCUCAAAUUCAUCCCGUAAUUCAGAGUAAUCUAUUUGUAUAUAAAUGAGAAAUCGAUGAUCCCUCAAUGUAUGAAUCGAAAUUCGGAACAUUUCUUGAGUAUAUCAUGGGAAAACCAGUAUUUUUUAACAUUGAAGCUCUCAAAUAAAAGCACAUUCCCCUAAAAAUAGAUCAUGCAUUAUACAAUCAAUUUAAGAGCUACUUAAUUGUAAAUAAUCAAUUAUAAUAAGGAAGAGUAGUUUUAUUCAGAGUAAUAAAGGUCCUCCUGAAUUGAUAUUCGAAUUCAGUGCACUCAUAGAAUAAUAUAAAUACUGUAUUAUAACAUCAGAGCAGACCUUUGCUUAAAUUUAUAAUCAAAGAACUGAGAAUAACAAAGAUGAAACCCCUAAAAGUAUUGUUCAUUUAGCAGAUCUUACUUAUCAAAAAAUAUUAGAUGACCAAACCCUUUGUGAAUAUUUUGUAGGCAUUUAAAUGGAUGAAUAAGCUAAGAAGCUAGGGAGUAUUUUGCAUUAAAUGAUGGGUUGGAAUAGUGGUGUUGAUUACGUGUUGAAUUAUUUAAGAAAAUCCCAUUAGAAGAUGAAUCUAACAAAUGUCCAUUUCACCUUGUUCAAAUAAUAUCUAGUGGAGGCCAUGAAAGAACUUGGACUGAAAGAAAGCUAAAUAGAAUUGAUAACCAAAAGGAUGGAUGGUUAUAGAAGUUGCAUAGUAAAUCAGGAUUGCUUAUUGGACUUUUAUUUCUAAUCCCCAACUCUCUUUAAGGUUUAAGUGAAGAAAUACGAAGUGUUGAUAUAGAGAGAUCCCAGGUUUCGAAAUUUUCCGAAUGUGCCCACUCUUUUAAGACAUGCUCAUUUUCUUUUAAAAUACAUCACUCAUCAACAUCAACCACUUCUAACAAAUACUGAUCUGAGAACUCUGCACAAGGGUUGUGGGAUUCAAAGUGAAUGGAUGGAUGGGUUCAGAGAUAACUUUUUUUUAUUAAUUAAAAACUAUAAUUUAGACAGACUUAUCUUGCAGGAUUAUGCUGAUUUGUGGUUUUAAUUAAGGUUCAUCGUUAUGAAUCAGCGUAGUAUAGAAAGCAUAGUUGGACCGUAAGGGUUGGAUCAAGUGCAAUUCAAAGUAUAGAUCAACCUGCAGGACAACGAGAUUUAUAGUGAUCAUUUUAGGAAUGCGGAUUAUCAGCUAAAAUCUCAUGUGAAGAAGAUUGUUGGGUUUAUUUUUAGGAAUUCUUCAAUUUACAAGGCAAAUGAUUUGAGAGUUAUUCAUUACCCCUUAAAAAUAGGAGAAUAAACUUUUAAUUUGUUUGUAUAAUUAAUCAAAUAAGUUAUGCAAGAAGAGAAAUUGGGUGCCAAUUUAAUACUUCUUGCUGAAUAGAUUUGUUAGUAUUAUAGAAGCAGCAUUUGCAAUUUGUGA
This is a messenger RNA of Paramecium octaurelia, 2262 nucleotides long. NCBI's taxonomy places the organism in Eukaryota, Ciliophora, Oligohymenophorea, Peniculida, Parameciidae. The record is from the annotation of a GenBank genome assembly.